Molecule: messenger RNA, 4427 nt
Organism: Pyricularia oryzae 70-15
Lineage: Eukaryota; Fungi; Ascomycota; Sordariomycetes; Magnaporthales; Pyriculariaceae
Exons: 5
Coding region: 386-4132 (1248 amino acids)
Source: RefSeq, a predicted model, not a curated record
UUCGAGAUGAGUCGCCCGCGUUCCAUCCCACAGACCGAUCGAUGUACUACGUAAGAAAAUUCUGUCACUCGAUUCAGUUGAUUAAACAUCCCUUCCUCAAACACUUAUCUACCUACCUGCCUACCCGGCCUACCUGCCUAUCUGCCGGUCUACUUUUACUUACCUUACCCACUGACGGGUACCCGACCAACCCAGGCAUAAGUAGGCAGGGACCUAGUGCAGCCGUCCGUUGCAUUUUCGGCUCACCUCCAUAGACUCAGGCAGCUUGAAGUUCCUUGAACAAGAAAUGAGGGGAAGGGACGAGCCCAACAUCAAUUCAUGGAAUGAUGAUCUGAUGGCAUGAUCUUGGUCGACGAAAGUGUUCAACUUGUCGACUGGUACAUCAAUGUCAUCCACUCAGCCGGUAUCCCAUCAUGAUGGGCCCAACUUGUCGCGGCAGAGAUUGGAUGACGACAUGGCCGCUGGAAACAUGAGGCCAAGCAUCGAAAUCCCCGUGGCGCCGUCCAUCACCGCCUCCACCACGCGGUCAGGUUUCAGCAGUUCCAUCGGCAGUGAUGGUGGUCCGGCGACGAACACGACCAGUAGGGCAACCGCCGCAUCUACUGCUGCCGUGAUACCAAAGAUCAAGCAGCCGUCAUGGCUCAAGAAAAUCAUGACAAAGCUGGGGCUAGAUGUGCAGACCUUGAAGCUCAUGUUCAAAGCCUCACUUCCGCCCGUCAUAGCCACGGCCAUGAUUCUAUCCCCAGCGGUAUCAUCCUACUUCACCACGAUAGGCUACGAAGUUGCUGUUGUCAGCGUCCUCGCCCUCGCGAUUCUUCCCCGCGGCAAAUUCCUCCAGACCCUGAUGCUCAACAUGGCCGCCGUCUUCCUCGGUGGCGGUCUGAGCAUGCUGGUCCUCUGGUGCGGCAUCCAGGCCCGUCUGCACACCAUGGCCGACCCCCUGACCCCGAUCAACCCCCCGCCCUCCGACGAUCCCGCACCGUCCAUGUCCAGGACUCGCCCGACCAGGCUGCCGUACAGCAGCUCGCAGUCGGCCGUCUGCGGCGUCCUGCUCUUCUUCAACACUUGGCUCAUCAACAUUGCCCGCGCCAAGAUCCCGUCCUUCAACACCCCGGCCAUCCUCUUCUCGAUCCUCAUCAACGUUGCCGCCAUGCAGGGCCCACUGAUCGGCGACACGUACCAGGCCUGGCUGCUGGUCGAGCGCCUGGCGGCCGCCAUGUUGACGGCCCUGGCCCUGGGAACCUGCGUCUCGCUCUUCGUGUUCCCCGUCACCAGCCGCGGCGGGGUGCUGAAGCAGUUUGGUGGUGGAGUCGGGCUGCUGAGGAAGGCGGUGCGGCUCCAGGGCGAGUACCUACAGGGGCUCGAGGGGGAGGACAUGUUUGCGCUGCGGCUGGUGGAGACCAGUGUUGCGGGCGGCGGGGGAGGGCACAAGGUCCAGGCGGACAAGGACAAGAAGAAGAAAAAGAGAGACAAACUCAAGGACGAUGAGUUUGACGACGAUGACAGGCCACUCACCAAGGAGGAGGAGACGGCGUUGGAGCUGAAGCGGACCAUUGUCGAGCUCCGGAAUCUGGUGGGAAAGGUCCAGGGCGAUAUGGGCUUUGCGAAGCGUGAGGUCGCAUGGGGAAAGCUGGAUGCGCACAACCUUGGAGAAAUUUACAAGCUAUUCCGAGCCAUGUUCAUCCCGAUCAUGGGCAUGGCGACCGUGAUGGACAUAUUCAGGCGAACGGCCAAGGAGCGUGGCUGGACGGCCGACGAGAUGGAGGAUGCGUCCGCCGAACUGCUGUCCGAGAAGAACGAAGAGAGAAAGGUGUGGAACGGACUGAUGAAGCGCCUACACGAACCGUUUGCGAUUCUAUCCGAGGCUAUCGACGAAGGAUUGGAGCAUGCGGCAGUGCAACUUGGGAUACUGCCAAAGCCCAAGGACUGGGGCCGGGCGAAAAUGGAGAGGCUGCACGCCGUGGUCACCGGUUCGUCUGGGAGAUCACAGAAACUAUGUGACCCCGACGUCGAGGCGCAGAGACAACGCAGGCCUAGUCUUCCUGGAGAGUCGGGCUUUGGGCGGGUUCUCGAGGACAAGAUCCAGAGAUUUUACAGCUGCAAGGGAGAGACCUUGCGAUACUGGGCGAACGAGAAUGGGUUGUCGUAUGAGCAGGCUAGGGAUGGCAAGACUUGGGAUCUUGGGAGUCCCGCCACGAGGGAGCGGAGGCAGAAUCAGCUUUACAUCCUGCUAUACAUGGAGCAGCUGAUGCUUGCCACAGGCGAGGCAGUACACGACUUUGUGCAGUUUGCCGACGCCCGCGUGGCAGACGGCACAAUGUCGUCCUCCCGGCUCCUCUACCCGGGUCUCCGCAGCACGCGCAAGUGGAUUUCCGGCAUCUUCAACUACGGCCCGGACUCGGGCAGCGGCGAGCAGCCGACAACCACCAACGUCAUGGAUCGCAGCGCGUCAAAGAGCGUCACCGUCCACCUCGGCGAGGGCUACAGCCGCACCAAGAGGGAUCCGGAGCACCUCCCGCCCACCACAGCCAUUGAACGCAUGGGCGAUCGCGUCAGGGCAUUCGGCAACCUGCUGUCGUCCGACGCCAGCACCUAUGGGUUGCGAGUUUCGUGUGCCACCAUGACCAUUGCGAUUGUAGGACUGCUGGAGCGUACCCAGUGGUUCUUUCAGGAACAGAGGCUUGUGUGGGCCAUGAUUAUUGUUGCUAUGAGCAUGACGCAGACAUCGGGCCAAUCCAUAUUUGGCUUCCUCUGCCGCAUCAUUGGCAGCCUUGUCGCCAUGGCCAGCUCCCUAAUAGCAUGGUACAUGGCCAAGGAGAAAACACCUGGAGUUCUUGUCCUGAUGUGGCUAUUUAUAUUUAUCGACUAUUACUUUUUUAUCAAAUACCCGCAGAUCAUUCCUGCGGUCAUCGUCUGCAUCAUCUCGCAGGUGCUCAUCAUUGGAUACGAAUUCCAGGUUCAGGUCAUUGGUUUGGAAGUUAGCGAGAGGAUGGGCCAGCCAUACUAUCCGACGUACCUGAUAGCACCGUACCGCGUUGCCACAGUUGCCGCCGGCUGCCUAGUCGCCUUCUUCUGGACCAUCUUCCCCUCACCCUUCACAGACCGCACCUGGCUGCGCCGAGACCUCAGCGCAACACUAUACCUACUGGCAAACUACUUUAGCGCCAUAUCGCAGACCGUCAGGUUGCAGCUAGCCGAGGAGGACGAGGUCGUCAAGACGCACGCGGGGCCCCACAGCGACAAGCAGACGCCGGCGCACCACCUCGCCCGCGUCCGGCACAAGAUCUUUGGCAAGCUGAUGAUCCUCCUCCCCAGCCUGGGGACGCACGCGCAGUGGCAGCGGUGGGAGCCAUCCAUCGGCGGGCGAUUCCCCGAGGAGGUCUACGAGGAGAUCAUACUGCGGUCCAGCAGGAUCCUCAACUACCUGACGCUCAUGUCGUACACGGCGACGCGGUCGCCUCACACCUUUACCACACAGGAGGACCGCGACGACGAGGUGGACGCCGAGUGGACCCGCACGCUGCGCAGGCUCCUGGACGAGGUGCAGCCGACGCACUACAGCAUCGUCUCGACGCUCGCCCUGCUCUCCAACUCGCUGCUGUCGGGCCAGGCCUUGCCGCCGUUUGUGCACAUGCCGCCGCUGUACGGGGCGGGGACGCCGUCGGACGGGCCGCAGAGUAGGCACAAUAGUUUUGGUGGGUAUCUGCACCACCGGCCGCCACCCUUGGCCACGGCUGCGGCGGCGGUGGCAGCAGCGGCAGGGGGAGAAUACGACAAGCACUGUGACUGCCACAACCUGUCGGAUUUGUUGGAUCCCAAGAACGUCAACCGAAAGGGCUACACCGAGUACAGCGUCAUGCAGGUCUGCAGCAGCCUGGUCAGGGAUGACCUGCAGGGGCUAGUGCGGGCCGUGGAGGGACUGGUUGGCGUCGUAGACUUUAGUUUCCGGAUCGAUGGCUUGAGUGACGGCGGUCCCGGGACUGCCAGCGCAAAGAAGGGCGUCGACGGAAACGGCAGCGGGUCGGACCGCUCGGGAAGCGAUACUAGCGAUGAGGGUGACAGCCUGAGGCAGCGCCGGACCUAUACGAAUACGUUGACGCGGGAGGGUACCGGAGGUCCAAUGGCGCCUUAGUCAGUGCAUAUUGGCAUUUUGCUUCAGGUCACAAGCCUGAUGAUCUUGUUGUUGGAGCAAUACUUGGUCAUGCGAUUGAAGGAUCUAUUAGAUCAGAUCUGACGUGGGAGUGUGUUGCAGCCGUCGGCGAUCUUAUGCCGAGAUGGCAGUAUAUACUCGAGAUUAUACCCAUUGGAAUUAAAAAAAGAUAGGCAGGAUUUCAUGAAACUGUGUCUCAUACCAGUAUGCUGCUGGUUAUAUCUUAUUAUAGAACAGUUAUAUCAGAUGCAAAUAUAAUAACACAAUCUAAUAGGCA